GAUGGAGUGUGAAGGUCAAUCACCAAGACGACCACAUUCUUCCAAAUUUACCAUCAAAUUUUCCAAACCCUGUAACAAUCAGGACACUGAGGAAAUCUUCCAUUUGACGUCUAGUUUAGGAGGGAAGGUAUCCACUUGUAAAAAGACCAGCCUCACUGCCAUUCCAAGUAUGGUUGUCCACCCACUAAGCUCCAAAUUCACAGAUCUAAAAGAUGUCCAAAUAAAUACUGAGGUACACAAUGUACAGGAUGUAAAAAAACAAAUAAUGCAAAACAAAGUCAAAGAAAAACGCAAACAGUGGGCUGAAAGCAGAGAUACAAAAACAUCUGCCGGAGAAUCUAAACAGUGUUUGGAUGAAGUGAUACAGAGGGAAUGUGAUCCCCAAUUAAAACUGUCAUUGUCAUUGCCUAAAAAAGAUAUACUUGGCAAACUUGAUAGUCAUCGAGGUGUGGUUGAUGAAAGUGAAAGAUUGGAGAUUAAUGAGAAGGAGGUGGAGGAGGAGGAGGAGAAUCUUGAACCUUUAGUGAUAGAAGAAGAUGGUGAUGAGGAAAAUCCAGCAACAAAAUCAACAGAGGAGGACCUUUCAUCUUGCGUUUCAUCUCCUUUUACUGCUGUCACAAAACCAUUUAAAAUAGUUGAAUACCGGAAAACUCCCAGCCUGCUUUGCUGUAGUUCACAUAAACAUUCUGUUGUUUCAACGUCUAGCUCCGAUGAUGACACCAGACCUUGGCCGUCCAAAAGUGACCAAUCGGAUACCAGCAAGACUGCAUCAAGAGAUGACCAAAUCAUUAAAAGUAAAACCUCUGUUGUACUUGAAGUGUCGUCAGCUGUGAGGAACAGGAAUGCACUAAAGAGUCAGUCUCUUGAUUGUGGUAUUGAUAAGAACAGGACUUCAGACUUAAAUGAUAAAAGCAUGUCUAACUUGGAGAAGUCGUCUGUUAGUAUGGAUGAUGUUCAAAAAGAACUUUUGACUGAUCACGCAAUGGUACAGGCUUUGUCUGCUGAGUGCAUGUCUCCGUAUCCCGGUCUUUUUGCUCCCAUACCUGUAAGAUUAAAAAAGGAAACUCAGGAAACAAAGUCUGCUGAAGCGUGUCCAUAUGUUGAUUCAGUGCCUUCAGCAAUUGAACAUACACCUGCAAACGAGUGUUUAGACACUAAAAUGCAGAGUCAGGUGCAGAGAAGAAUUGAGAAUAUCAUUUCCAGGACUGCCAGGUCAAGACCAAGCAAAGACGACAGGGAGUCAGGCGACAUUAGAUAUCCAAGAGCCAGAUCAGUAACACGAGAAAAUAGAAGUAGGAAAGUACAUGAGAAACAUUCCCAAGCUGAAAAUGAAAGAAAAGAAAUUACUUCAAGAAAUCAGCGAUCUCGCUCAGUACCUAGAGAUACUCGAAAUUUCAGAUCUCCCAGUUUGAAAGAGAUAACCUCUCCUUCAAAUGGAUCUUACCUUUCUGUAUCAUCCACGAAAACUUUGGCUCCGUUAUCACCAACAAUUGAACGGGUGAGACUCGCCAAAAGUCCUAUUUGCCAGCAUCUUGAUAUGAAUUCAUCGACUGGAAGUGUUAUUACAAAAGAGCACAUCAAUAAUUCUACACUGACAACUUCAGAUUCAACCUUACAUGUGAAACAAAAGGAAAACAUUUCACCAUGCCUUGAACAGCAAUGCAGCAGAUCCUUGAAAAUAACACUGGAACUGAGACCACGAAGUUCAUCGCUGGGUUCAAAGAGUCGUGAGAAGUUCAGAUCAGAAAGGCCAAGGUCAGGGGGAAAUGGGAAUGAGAAAACGAAAAAACUUCCGCCACAGUUCAAGCUAAAAUUAAAUGAACUCAACAACUUGACUAGUUUCAAGGAUAUUCAAAAGAAGUUCUCUGACAUGCAGUAUAGUAGUUCCCCCAGUGUGUUAGAGUCCUCGAUAGAUCCUACCAUUGGAGGUAAAGUUGAUAAAAUUGAUGAUUUAAACCCUAGCAAGGUGAAAAAGCUCAGCCAAGCAUUUUCUACAGGAGCACUAGUUGAGAAAAAGGGCAUGCCUACAUGUCUGGAGUCUGCAAACCAGAGUGUUACUGUAACCCCAGCACAUGUAGUUCAUGCUUGUAAAAAUGUCAGCGAGCAAGUGGAGAUGUUUCAGAACAUUAAGGACAAACCAGAAAGAGUGCGGAAAAGGUCAAUGUCUGGAACUAAUAUGCUGAAGAUCUUACAACCUUUAAGCUUUGAUUCUGGAACUGACUCGUCGUCUAGUUCUCCUAUGCCAACAAGGAAAAAGAAUGAUAAUGAGGUGUAUGCCAGGAGUAAUAAGGUAACAUCAUCUGCAAGUGAUCAGAGAGCUGAGUUUUUCCAUCAAAAGCAUCAAAAUCCACGAGUGAAAUUCACUCCAAAGGUUUCAACAGAGCAAAUAUCUCUGGAUACAAGCGACAGAGACUCUGGUGAUAUGACAGAUGCAAGAACUACUGGACAUUCUGAAGAAUGGUUUGUUGGGAGAGAUGUACCUGUUGUUGCCAUGGGAACAAAGAGGAAAAUACCUGAUAAACUUAGGUUGACAACCAAUAAACCAUCUUCACUUAGAUUAGAUAGUGAAGAUAAACAGUUAUUCUUUCCUGAAAUGAGUCCUUCGACUUACAGGUUGAAAAAAGAUGUCAAAGGUUCACCAACCAGUCCGAAAAAAGCUAGUCCAAUCGAAAGAUAUUCCCCAUUGAACGCACUAAAUAGAAAAAAGUUGGAAGUUGACAAUCUGCAAAGCGGGAAAUUGAGCAGUUCUCAAAUAUCUCGAUUUCAGGAGGAGAGGAAAGAGGAGGGAAACAGUCGGAGAGAAAAGAAACUUGAACUUUUGAAAACUGGUAGACAACAAAUACAGAAUAGUUUGGAUUCAAGAGGACUGCCAUCUCGUGAGGGCAAAGGUGAUAGUUCAGAGGUCACACACAAAAGCAAAGUUGAUUGGAAAUUAGAUGGUCAGAUGAGUGAGAAAGAAAGAUGGUUCUCUAAAAAGAUGUAUAAAGUGACAAAUCCAGAUGAUAAUGACAUGCAUGUUACCUCUCUUUAUAUUGAUGAAUCUGUUGACUGUCUGUGAUUCUUACAGUUUUGCAGCAUGGACAGAUGCUGAGUAACCUUGAAAGCUGGCAACUGAAGUGACUACGCCCUCAGUGGUGGUGCUGUCGGUCUAGGAUGGUCAUAUUGCAUGGAUGAUCAAGAAUAGGGACAAGAAUUGGAAACCAUCGUGAGGAAAACCAGUGAGUGAAACUGGAUAUGACUAAUCAGAUUUUGGUCCCUUCUUUUACUGGGCUCGAAAAUAUUUUAUUUUAGUUUUGAUCAUGUACAUGUAUGUAGAGUAAAACAUAUUUAUAUCAUUUCUUAAACUUGAUGGGGC
This is a messenger RNA of Saccoglossus kowalevskii, 3355 nucleotides long. RefSeq lists its product as uncharacterized. NCBI's taxonomy places the organism in Eukaryota, Metazoa, Hemichordata, Enteropneusta, Harrimaniidae. The record is from RefSeq and is a predicted model, not a curated record.